UGGUGGGAACAAGCGGAAACUGAGUGCAGGGAUUUCUCUCAUUGGUGGACCUCCUGUGGUGUUCCUGGAUGAACCUUCCACCGGCAUGGACCCUGUGGCCAGGCGAUUAUUAUGGGAUGCAGUCGCUCGGACACGGGAGUGUGGGAAGUCCAUCAUUAGCACUUCUCACAGCAUGGAAGAGUGUGAAGCUCUGUGCACCAGGUUGGCCAUCAUGGUCAACGGGCAGUUCAAGUGCCUGGGCAGCCCUCAGCACCUGAAGAGCAAGUUUGGCAGUGGAUAUACCCUGCUGGCCAAAACCCACUGGGAUGAAGAAGGCCAUGUAGAAGACUUCAAGGCCUUUGUGGAGAGGACAUUUCCCGGUAAGCCAGCUGUGUGAUCAUGCAUGUCUUCCAGCUGCUUGUAUCAGACCAGCCUGCCACCUACAGGUAGUCCUUAUGACCGGUGACUUGUUGACUAUUCAAAGUUGUUGUUGGAACACGUGACAU
Molecule: messenger RNA, 485 nt
Organism: Thamnophis sirtalis
Lineage: Eukaryota; Metazoa; Chordata; Lepidosauria; Squamata; Natricidae
Source: RefSeq, a predicted model, not a curated record